AUGAGACUGCAGGCUGGUUCACACACAAACAGAAAAAUGAGAGCAAAGCUGAGAGGAGGAUUAGAAAGAAGUGAAGACAGAAAACAUGAAAAUCUGGAGCCGGAGCAGCAGACUGUAAACAGAAGAGAAAGUGAACGUCACCUCUUAACCAACAAACCUGCUUUAGAAAUCAUUACAACUCAAAUCAAAGAGAAAAAUCACAAUGAAUGA
This is a messenger RNA of Xyrichtys novacula (pearly razorfish), 210 nucleotides long. The record is from the annotation of a GenBank genome assembly. NCBI's taxonomy places the organism in Eukaryota, Metazoa, Chordata, Actinopteri, Labriformes, Labridae.